AUGCAUAAGUUUGUCUCGAGAUUGUCCAAUGAGUUAGUCUUUGAGAGCAAGGCAGCCUUGUUGAUUAAGAACAUGGAUAUUUCUAGAUUGAUUGUGUAUAUUCACCAAGUGGAAGAAGAGAAGAAGAAGCAAGUUGAGCUUAGUGAUAGGCAGGGAAAGAAAUUUAGGCCUUCUGAGCAUAGUGGUAGAGAUGGUGACAAAUUUUAUGGUCAGAGUCAUCGUGGUCAGUAUGAGAAGGAGAGGAACAAAUAUUUUCAUUAUGGUCAAAUUGGGCACAUGCAGCAUGAGUGCCCCUCUUUAGCAGCUUGUUGGGCUAACAGGGCUCCCGUUGCUACUCCAUCUACUCCCGCACCGAACGGUGCUAUGUCUGUCUUUGCUUCUAUUUUUGGCACCGGUGUUGGCCGAAACCGCUUGUAUGAACUUGCUACUCGCCAGGAUUUUGAGGCAUCUCCCGAUAUUAUCACGGAUCUCAGUGAGGAACUUGGAUCAAUAAGUUCGCCGAUUACGGAUGAAAGAGGUGGCUUCGGUGAAAUUUCUAUGAAGGAACCAAAAGUCCGAGGAAGUUAUGUGGAAAGCAGAAGCAGAUAUAAAGUUCAAGUAUCUGCAUUUGUUUCCCAUUUUGGAAACUUCUGA
Capsicum annuum is the source of this 633-nucleotide messenger RNA. RefSeq lists its product as uncharacterized. The record is from RefSeq and is a predicted model, not a curated record. Bases 1 to 633 code for a protein of 210 amino acids. NCBI's taxonomy places the organism in Eukaryota, Viridiplantae, Streptophyta, Magnoliopsida, Solanales, Solanaceae. The transcript is spliced from 3 exons.